Molecule: messenger RNA, 1588 nt
Organism: Bursaphelenchus okinawaensis
Lineage: Eukaryota; Metazoa; Nematoda; Chromadorea; Rhabditida; Aphelenchoididae
Source: the annotation of a GenBank genome assembly
AUGCAAACCUCAUCUGGUACUUUUUACUCAAUUUUUUGAACUUUGGUAUUCCUUUAUUAUGAGUUUGACUUUAUACGUUUUCAUUGAGGUUUUCAACAUAUUUUUUCAAGGUUUUAAUGUUUUUUAAUUUUUUGAUCAAUAUAUUCGUCUGUUUUGUACCUAAAAUUACCUUGUUUUAGCGUCGGACGAGAAGAAGAAGGAGGAGAAAACUAGAACCAAAUCGUAAGUUAUGUUAUUUUUUAAAAUUUAUAAUUUUGUUUUUGACAAAUUACAUCAUUCUUUAUUGCCAUACGAAUCCUUACGAUGAUGUUAUAGUGAAAAAUCGGAGAAAGACAAGAAAUCGCGAUCAAACAGCAAGGAAGAGAAGUCGAAGAAGAACAACAACUCCAAAGAAGGCUCCAAGAAGUCAGUGAAGUCGACGAAGGAGAUAAAGACACCUGACGAGGACAAGUUCGACAAGUUGGUGAAGGAGUCCGAGAAGGAGAAGAAGAAGGAAAAGUCCAAAAGCGAUAAGAGCAAGGUAAUUUACGAUGUUCUACAUGCUUUUUGACCAAAAUAUAUUUUUUAAGUACUCGUUUGGGUAAGAAAACGUUUUUUUAUAAACAUACGUUUACAAUUUUAUUUCUUUAUUUUUCAAUUUUAAAACAAUAUUUUAAACCUUUACCUUCUAAAAUGAUGUUCUGAUACCCAUACGUUAAGUCGGCGAAAAAGAGCCCGGCUGGUGGAAGGUCGAACGACGAAAAGAGUAAUGAGAAGAAAGAUACCACGGCUUCCAAGAACACCAUGUCCAAAGGUACCAUUUCCAAAGACACGGCCUCCAAAGACUGUACCAAAGAAGCAGGACAACCUCCAACCAUGUCGCAGUCUGCACAGCCACAAGAAGUACCAGGCGAGAACUUCCAGAUUCACGCGGAGAAAGGAGGCUACCUUCUGGAGCUACCCAUAUUCUCCAUGAUUCUCUGCAUUCUCGAGUUUGUAAGUUUACUAUCACUGACAUUUCUAUUUAAAAUCUUGUUUACAGUACUUUUAUCAACAUAGGAUAACUUAUUUGUAUUUUUUUCUACCUCUUCAGGUCUUGUACAUCGCUGUGUUUGUCAUCAUGAUCCUGGCAUCAGAUGGUCAUGUGCCUAGUGUUGGUAUGUUCAUCAUCAACUCGAUACUGCUGACUGUGCUGGUGGCGAUAACAUUGAUGUUACAAUGGCGUCGACUGCAUGUUCAACAAGAUACAGACCUCAACGGGCAUCUCGACUUCAAAGUGAAGCCGCUCUAUCGAAGAAUUGUAAGGCCUUUCGUUUACCAUCAGCUGAAUAUCGUACCUGUUGGAUAUGCUAGUAUAAGUGCUUGUUUUCAGUACGCUCUGAGUCACUUUGCCCGUCUGUGGAUCUGCCUGGCGACAGUCAUUAUCCUAGUGUACUUUUUGGCCUGCGGCGACGAGAAGACGGGCGUGAACAAGAUCGGUUUCUGUUCCCAGUCCAUAGGUUACGUCAUCUUGGCUCUGGCUGCCUGUAUAGUCGCGAUUGUCCUCGUCAUCGUCCACAUUUACUUUUUCUUCAGAAACAGAAUGGCAAUUUCCAAUUGUGGUACAUGA